Molecule: messenger RNA, 963 nt
Organism: Coniosporium apollinis CBS 100218
Lineage: Eukaryota; Fungi; Ascomycota; Dothideomycetes
Exons: 2
Coding region: 1-963 (320 amino acids)
Biological process (GO): carbohydrate metabolic process
Molecular function (GO): isomerase activity; carbohydrate binding
Source: RefSeq, a predicted model, not a curated record
AUGGUCGACCGCCCCAAAAAGCCCACCUCCCUCAACCCCUCCGCCCGCAGCUCCGCCCCGCAACCUACGGUGGACAUCUCCGACGACCGCGUAACUGCAACAUUGCCAACAGGCGAGAGCGUCUCGAUCUUGCUGUACGGAGCAACCGUCAUCUCCUGGAAAACCGCCAGCGGCGCCGAAAAUCUCUGGGUUUCCGAAAAAGCCGCCCUGGACGGCUCCAAGCCCGUCCGCGGCGGCAUCCCAAUCGUCUUCCCCGUCUUCGGCCCCCCGCCGAAGGAAGGCCCGACGAGCAAGCUCCCGCAACACGGCUUCGCGCGGAGCACGCGGUGGGAGUUUUUGGGGAAGAGCAGCAGCGAAGGCGAAGCGCAGGGGCAGGGCAGCGGGGAUGAAUCCGUGAAGUUGGAUUUCGGGCUCUAUGGCGCGGGGCUGGACGAGUCGGUCAAGAGCAAAUGGCCGUAUGAGUUUGGGCUGGUGUACAGCGUCACGCUGGGGAGGGAGGGCUUGAUGACGGUGCUGAAUGUGAGGAAUGAGGGGGAUGAGGGGUGGGAGUUUCAGAUGCUAUUGCAUACGUAUCUGCGGAUUGACGACAUCUCAAAGACCACAAUCUCCGGCCUCGGCUCCGCAACCUACAUCGACAAAGUCCUCGACGCGACCACUCACACCCAAUCCACCCCGACUCUCUCCAUCACCUCCGAGGUCGACCGCGUCUACACCGGGCUGAAGCAGGACACGACAUCCGUGCUCGCGGACGGCAAGCCGCGCCUCGACGUCGUGCGCGACAACCUCGAGGAUACCGUGGUGUGGAACCCGUGGCGGGAGAAAGCGAACGCGAUGGGGGAUUUUGCGCCCAAGGAUGGGUACAAGCAGAUGGUGUGUGUGGAGGUGGGGAGUGUAGCUGGGUGGCAGAGGUUGGAACCGGGGGAGACGUUUGAGGGGGGGAUGAUGAUGAGGAGUUAUGUUUGA